CUUGGCAGCCUGGGACUCUGGGAACAUGAUUUCAAAUAACAACUCCAGUUGUUCACAAAAAACUAAGUUUAAUCUUGUUCAAGUGAAGGGAACAUGGAUUCGACAAAGUGACCAGUUCCAGCUGGCAGAGGGAAAGUUAUCAGAUGCUAAAAUCUAUGAGAACAAGUCAGAACAUGGGGUUUCCUGGACAGUGGUCAGCCCUGUUGUGUUCACCUACAGAGUUAUUCAGUGCAAAAACAUACUGGAUCCCACGAAUGACACACUGCUCUGGGGUCACUUAGGAGAAGAGGAACUUAAACACACCUUAAGUAACUGCAAACCACUGAAGCGAUUUGUUGUCCUUGAUGAAAAUGUCAACAAGCUGUAUGGCUCCCAGGUUUCUCAGUACUUCAAAGCCAGAGGAGUCGUUUGCAAGAUUCUCCCUCUGCCCACCACUGAAGAAAACAAGUGUAUGGAGUUAGUGACCAAGAUCCUGGAGGAAGUUCAUGAGUUUGGUAUCGACAGACGCUCCGAGCCAAUCGUAGCCAUCGGCGGAGGAGUUUGUCUGGAUGUGGUGGGCUUGGCGGCAUCUCUCUAUCGCCGAAGGACCCCGUAUAUUCGAGUGCCGACCACUUUACUUUCCUAUAUUGAUGCCAGUGUAGGGGCAAAAACAGGAGUCAACUUUGCCGGCGGGAAAAACAAGCUGGGAAGUUAUGUCCCACCAGUGGCAGCAUUCUUAGACUGCUCAUUCUUCCAAACUCUCCCACCACGUCAGAUCUCUAAUGGGAUGGCAGAGAUGUUAAAGAUGGCUCUGAUGAAGCACCGGGGCCUGUUUGAGUUGAUGGAGACUGAGGGCAGGAAACUGCUGCAUACCAAACUGCAGGUUUGCGAGACCAGUCCUGAACAGGAAGACAGCGCCACAGCCACCAUCCGCAUCGCUAUAGAAACCAUGCUUGAGGAACUGGCUCCUAACUUGUGGGAGGAUGAUCUGGACAGGCUGGUGGAUUUUGGUCACCUCAUCAGCCCAGAGUUAGAAAUGAGAAUAUUGCCAGCACUGCUUCACGGAGAGGCAGUCAACAUCGAUAUGUCCUUCAUGGUAUAUGUGGCCGUCCAAAAGGGACUUCUCACAGUAGAUGAGAAGAAUCGUAUUAUCCAAUGCAUGCUGAGUCUGGAGCUUCCUGUGUGGCACCAGGACUGCACUCUGGAGCUGGUGCAGAAAUCCCUUAAGGAGCGUCUGAAGCACUCUGCUGGCUCUCUGAGGAUGCCUCUUCCCACAGGACUGGGAACUGCAGAAAUCUUUCAUGGUAUGAUUGGUGAUGGAAUUCUUUGCCAAGCCCACAAGAAAUGGACUGAUGAGCUUUCUUCAUCAGGAGACAAAUGAAUUUUACAUGACAAUAUGGACAAUACAGACAUGAUAUAGAUACACAAUUGCUGCUGAUUCCUCAAUUGCAUGUCCACCACAUCCCCAAAGGAGGGUUACAGGACUGAGAUCUUGUGAUUGUGGAGGCCAUAGAGUACAGUGAACUCAUUGCCAUGUUCAAGAAACCAGUUUGAGCUGAUUUAAGCUUGGUCACAUGGUGUGUUAUCUUACUGGAGGCAGACAUCAAAAGAUCCUAAAGAGAUGGACAUGGCCAGCAACAAUAGACUGUAGUAUUUAAACAGUGCUCAGCUGGUACUAAGAGACCCAACGUGUGCCAAGAAAAUAUCCCCCACAUCAUUACACCAGCCUGAACUGUUGAUACAAGGAAGGGUGGAUCCAUGCUUUUAUGUUUUGUACACCAAAUUGUGACCCUACCACCCGAGUGUCACGGCUAAACACAAGAUUAGAUCAGGGAAUGUUUUUCUAUUUUUCUAUUAUGUAACUUUGGUAAGUCUGUCUGUAUUGUAGCCUCAGUUUCCCGCUUUUAGCUGACAACAGUGGCACCUGGUGUAACAAGUUAUAUUUGGGUUACUUUUGCCUUCCUAUCAGCUCAGAGCAGUCUGGCUAUUCUCCUCUGACCUCUGGCGUCAAAAAGGCAAUUUCACUGCUUUUCACUGGUCAUUUUCUCUUUUUCAGACCAUUCUCUGUAAACCCUAGACAUAGGUGUGUGGGAAAAUUCCAGCAGAUUAGUCAUUUCUAAAAUACUCAGACCAGGUCUUCCAGCACCAACAACCAUGCCAUGUUCAAAAUCACUUAAAUUGCCUCUGUUCCCCAUUCUGAUGCUCAUUUUGAACUCAGCAGGCCGUCUGGUCAUUCAACUCUUUAGUUAAUGGUUUACAACACACCAUAAUAUAAUGCAAUAGCUACAAAAAGCAGUUGGCAGAAUAAUAAAAAAAAAAGAAAAUAUCAAAAGCAAUGCAAUAAUUUUUGUAUAUAUAGAAGAGGACUUUAUCUUAUAAAAAACAUACAUGUUUAACUAAACUUACUGUGUUGCAUUAUCCCUUUUAAUUUAAAGUGUAGCAUUCUAAAUGACUGAAUCUUUGUAAAUUAAGUAAAUGAGU
Oreochromis aureus is the source of this 2460-nucleotide messenger RNA. RefSeq names its product 2-epi-5-epi-valiolone synthase-like. The transcript is spliced from 5 exons. Bases 26 to 1360 code for a protein of 444 amino acids. NCBI's taxonomy places the organism in Eukaryota, Metazoa, Chordata, Actinopteri, Cichliformes, Cichlidae. Gene Ontology annotation, molecular function: 3-dehydroquinate synthase activity. Gene Ontology annotation, biological process: antibiotic biosynthetic process. The record is from RefSeq and is a predicted model, not a curated record.